Messenger RNA from Lichtheimia ornata, 1671 nucleotides. RefSeq lists its product as uncharacterized. NCBI's taxonomy places the organism in Eukaryota, Fungi, Mucoromycota, Mucoromycetes, Mucorales, Lichtheimiaceae. Gene Ontology annotation, biological process: negative regulation of transcription by RNA polymerase II; positive regulation of transcription by RNA polymerase II. The record is from RefSeq and is a predicted model, not a curated record. The transcript is spliced from 8 exons. Bases 1 to 1671 code for a protein of 556 amino acids. Gene Ontology annotation, cellular component: nucleus; transcription regulator complex.
AUGGCUACCGAAUCUGGUGCGACGACUAAUGGCCGUGGAGUUCCUGCACUGCCAUCACAAUCCCAAGCUGCUUUCAUGCACCCUGCUGCCAUGAACCAGUCGCAAGCACUGCACAACGCCCAGGAGCAGCAACUGUUGCAAUAUCGACGACAGCAACUCUAUGUUGCACAGCAACGACAACAGCAACUACGAGAAGAACAGCAAAUGCAAAUGCAAAUGCGUAUGAGAAUGCAGCAGCAGAUGUCUCCUCACUUACAGAUGCAACAGCAGCAACAGCAACAGCAACAGCAACAUGACUUACAACAACGCCCACCACCUCCACAUCAGACUUCACAAGGUGGACCUCUUCCACAACAACAACAAGUACCUUCGAACCAACCACAGCCACAACAACCACAACAACAGCAACAGCAACAGCAGCAACAGGAUCAGAAUGGACGUCAAGAUCAGACGUUGCAGGAUCAGCAUAUGGCUGCUCGUACAGCUGGUGGUUUUCCCCCUACACCCGUUAUUACGAAUCAGCCCCAGACCAGUGUUAUGACUAGUGGUGCGCCCAAUGCAAUGGCCCUGAAGCAGCAGUUACCCACUCCAGCCAUGACGACCGCUCCAUUACCAAGUAGUGUGGGUACAAAUCAAGCUGGCCAUGCAGUGUUGAAAUUGAUGCAAUUCAGUGAUCGGCUCACUCCGGGAAGCGAGGCAACCGAUAUUGGAGUAUGGAACAAUUUUGUCGAUGAUUUUUUCAUGCCAAACAGCCUUUUCAAGUUUACAUUGUGGCAUUCGGAGACUGGAAAGAAAAGACAACAUACCAUUGGACGACCCUGCAUUGCAAGGAUCUUUCAAACACAAUAUCAGUGUGGAGUGACCUCGAUUCAGCUUACUUUGGAUCAAACCAAUAUUUUCUUUAUGCCCAAGGGUACCAUGCUCGAAUGCCCUCGUUCAAGUUUCAUCUAUCGUUACGACAAUGGCUCAUUGGUUGUCUUGGCUGGGACGCUCAUUGUUGAGCUCAUGUUGGAUAGCCGCACCAAUUCACUGAAAAUCGAGCGAUUCAAUUUUGAAUGUACCAUACACGAGGAGUUCAUCGCACGGCAACACAUCAACACUUCACCCGCCGCCGCCACUAAAAAGAAAUCCAAACAAAACAGCAAGAAAGGUGCCACUUCUCAAAUCAUUCCAGAAUCAGUAAUAACACCAUGGGGUGUACCGGAAAGAAUUGUACAACUUUUGCUUCUCUCUGAUACCGCCUUGACAUUUGCCGAUAUUCCAUUGGUUGCUAUGCUUGCCGAUCUGCCACCAUUAUUAUCCAUGCGUCUUCGUACACAAGUGAUUUCAGAAAGUAUCUUUAAGAAUCGACCAGCGCCAGUAACAGCCGCCACUGGAUAUCCUCAAGGAUUUAUGGGGAAUCAACAACAGCAACCACAACCACAACAACAACAAUUGUAUGUGCCAUCUCCACUUGGGAUGCGUAUGGCUCCUAAUGGUACAUUUAUGCCGACAUCAUCUUCACCUAACCCUAUGGCUCCAACCACCAUGACCUAUACCCACGUGCCCUCUCCUCUUGGGACGAGUCCUGUGAUAGGAAACAAACGAAAGACAAUGGAUGAUGGAAGUGGUCCAAUUUCUGGAGAUGGAGGCAAAAACAAGAAUGCACGCAAGUUGCAAGGAACAGCAUAA